UAAAAUGUAUAUGAAUCCAGAAAUGUAUUUGAUACACUAUAUUGUCAAAAGUAUUGGGCCACCCCUCCAAAUCAUGUGAUUCAGGUGUUCCAAUCCCCUCCAUGGCCACAGACAUGCAGACUGCUUCUACAAACAUUUGUGAAAGAAUGGGUCACUCUCAGGAGCUCAGUGGCUCCAAGCGUGGUCCCGUAAUAGGUUGUCACCUGUGCAAUAAGUCCAUCUGUGACAUUUCCUGUCUACUAAGUAUUCCACGGUCAACUGUUAGUGGGAUUAUAACAAAGUGGAAGCAACUGGGAACAACAGCAACUCAGCCAAAGUGGUACACACAUAAAAUGACAGAGCGGGGUCACCAGUGCUGAAGCGCACAGUGCGCAGAAGUCACCAACUGUCUGCAGAGUCAAAAG
Messenger RNA from Staurois parvus, 404 nucleotides. The record is from the annotation of a GenBank genome assembly. NCBI's taxonomy places the organism in Eukaryota, Metazoa, Chordata, Amphibia, Anura, Ranidae.